UGACUUGGCGCCAAAGAGCUUGGCGCUUAGGUACCUAUUCUAUUCGCAGUUUUCGCACGUCGCAUAUUCGCGGGUUAUGCUAUUUUUGUUGUGUAAUUGUGUGUUAUUGCGUUAAAUUGUGUAAAAUUGACUAAUUUAAGUGAAAUAGAUAAGAAUUGUUAAGAAUUAUUUUAAACAUGGAUCCCGCUAAAAUGAAAGUGCUCGAUCUACGAUCGGAGCUUGGUGCCCUCGGAUUAGACACUAAGGGCAACAAGCCGGCAUUAGUGGAAAGGUUAAAAAAGGCGCUCGAAGCUAAAUCAGGAAAAAACCUUCCCGACACAUCAAUUUUAGAUACUUCAACAGAGGAUGCCGACGAGCCUCCCACUCCUCGCAAACCAGCUCCCAGAACUACUAGAAGAACGUCAUCAUCAAGACUGGCUGCUACUCCUAUUAUAGAAAAUGGUGUAAAAACUGAAGACAAUGCUGAGGAAGCGGUGGAAGUGAAGACCGAACCAGCGGAAGCAGAUGACAGUACAGCUGACAGCGAGAAUAAGGAAGAAACCAGUGAGGUGCCAGAAGUGACUGAAGACCAAGUGAUGCUCGGAGCCAAACUCGACAAGAGGAUCAAGUUUGUUAUCCGCUCUUCUCUGCUACCGCCACCACCGCCUAAUCAGGCCUUUGAGACGACAAGGACCCCUGGGGGCUCCAUUCGAAAUACAGAACCUGUAACAAUAGCGCGCACUCCCAGGGGCUCUGUCAAAAGAAAACGUGUCGUCGAAGAGUCCAUUCAUUUCACCUCAGUCGAGAGGACAGCCGCCUGCGGAAUGGACCAGGAAGAGGAUGAGGCUGCGCUGGAGGAUCCGGAGCAAAUGGAGCAUGUGCGGAAGUGGGUGUGUGAGUUGCCGUCGCCAGGCACUUCCGGGUGUAUACCACCGUCGUCUAGUGUGCCCGACCCUGUGCCAUCAACAUCAGGUACUACGGUUCCUAUGCACACUAGAAUACGGGAAACCGAAGGCAGUGAGUUCGAUUCCGAUUUCGAUGAUGAAUUCGAUGUCGACGAACUCAUUGCUUCCGGCGGUAUGACUCGAAAUAUCCCGGACGACGACGAAUUGGAUGAUCGUGUUCGUAAAAUUGUACAAUCGGUGGAAAGCGCAAUGGAUGAAGCUGUCGACAACUUGGUUGGCACGUCUACUGUUUUCCAUUGGCAAGCAAACUUUGAUAGCUUUGGUGGUGUGCCUGAAACCUUUUCAGGGCCAACCCCAGGAGCUAUCAAAGACUACGAUACGCCCUAUGAAGCCUUUACAGAUAUCUGGAGUAGAGACAUCAUGGAGCUUAUCUGUAAGGAAACCAAUAGAUAUGCUAAGCAAGUUGUCGAUGCUGAAACUGCAGCUGGCACUUUGAAAGCAUCAUCUCGUUUACAUCGUUGGGUUGACACCGAUGUAGACGAGUUGUAUUUGCUUUUUGCUAUUUAUAUAUUCAUGGGGAUUGAUCCGCGUACUUCUCAGCAUGAAUAUUGGAAGGUCAACAGCUAUCUGGAAAUGCCAAAGUUCAGACAGUUGAUGACAUACAACCGCUUCAUAUUGCUAAGCAAAUUUCUGCAUUUUACGGACAAUUCUGAUGUGAGUCAGGAUUUGCCGUUAAGUGGAGGAAUACAGCUUUCAGCAAAGUUGCGGAAACUCGCACCAGUUAUUUCCCAUUUAAAUUCAAAAUUCGAGUGUUUGUACAAUUUAAAUCAAGAUAUAGCUAUUGACGAGUCAUUGACCUUAUACAAGGGCCGCUUGUCCUGGGCUCAAGCUAUAAGAUCAAAGGCCGCGCGAUUUGGUAUUAAAUCUUUUGAACUUUGCGAGUCUAAAACUGGAUAUAUGUACAGGUUUGAUAUUUACACUGGGAAGAAUUCUGAACGCAGCAAUGUGGCUCUUAGUGUUGAUUUAGCUGGCAAGAGUACCCAAGUGGUACUCGAUUUAUUGAAAGGUCUCGAUCGGAGAGGACACUGUGUUACGAUGGAUAAUUAUUAUAAUUGCCCAUCGUUGGCACGGUACCUUAAAACUUUGGGAUUUGAUUGUCUGGGGACAUUGCGCCCUAAUCGCGAACACGUACCAGAGGAGAUUGCUAAGGUUCCGAAGAAUGUGGCCAAGGGUACGAUCGUGAGUCGUCACUCUGGUGACGUUUCAUGCAUUGCAUGGAAAGACUCCAAAGUGGUCACUAUGAUCUCCACCUACCACACCGACGAAACCUAUGUAAGUCGAAAGGCUGGACGCGAGCUUGUAAAGCCCGUAGUUGUGAGAGAUUACAACAAUACUAUGGGAGGUGUUGAUCUGAAAGAUCAAAAACUCUCUAUGUAUUUGUUGGAGCGAAAGAGAUGUUUGAAAUGGUACAUGAAAAUGUUUAAAAGGCUGCUGAACGUCAGUGUGCACAACGCGCUCAUAUUAUUGUUGAGUUCUUUGGGUCGUCGAAAUAUGGCUUUGCUUACGCAUCGUAAAUUCCGCGAACAGCUCGCCUCAGCCCUCGUGACGGCUCAUCGCCGCCCGUCACGGGAGAUUGUAGUGCCUGUAGAGGAAAAUACGAGGCUAAGAAGGGACAUCAUGCACGUACCCGAAUACCUCGCCUCUAAUAAGAGAAUGCGUUGUCACAUUUGUCUUCGCAAUGGUACACGAAAGAUGGUGCAUUUGAAAUGCGAAACCUGCGACGAGGCUAUGUGCUUUGGGGAUUGUUGGAAGGUUUGGCAUACCGCCCAACAACUCCCAGGCAAAAUUAUCCACGUUCGAAAAGGGAGGCGUAAUUGAUAAUGCAUCAUCUUUUUGUACUUGAUUUGAAUGGUUCCUGAAUGAUGAUUAGAAUGUUCCUGAUGAAUGAAUGGAUUUGGUUGUGUUUGCCAUUAUGAUUCAAUUUCCCUAGACAAUAAUCUUUCCAUAAAUAGGACAAUUGCUUGUUAUGUUAUGAUGUAAAUUCCAGAUUUUUUACUCAUAGCAUUGGUUGACACUAGGCGGAAUUCUUAGUCAUACAGUAUUCUGUUGCUUUGCAGUUAGCGGCGCCCUUUGAGUAUAUAAAUAAGUGCCUUUGUGUCAGUUGUGGCAUUUGUUAUCCUUUCAUUCAACCCCAUUGUACAAUAUUACGACACGUUAUCUAGUUCGCGGUAUGUGUGCGCGUGUAAGAGAUGAUUGAAUGAUUGUUAUUAUAUCCUAGAUGUACAUAUUAUUAUAAUAAUGUAAUACAUAUUGACUGUAUGCAUCGUCAUGAUUGUUUCAUUAGAUUGUGUAUGUAUUUUAUAAUACACAAUUGUGUAUAUAUUUAGUUACUGUAACAUCUAUCAACAUAUAUUUUAUAGUUUGUAUUGUAAUUUUUUCUAUUUUGUUCGUCAACUGACUAGAUAUUAGUGGAUACUUUUGUGUUCAAAAUGAUGAUGAAAUGAGAAUGAUGUCAAAAUAAAUCAGUACCUAUUUGUAUACACAACUUUGUGUUUCUGGUUUUAUUUGAGUUUGUCCAUAAAAAAUUAUGUAUGUUAAUUGUAAUAAUCAAAAUAUUGUAUGAUUGUUUGUAUGAAAUACCUACCUAUUUUUUAUAAAUACCAUUUUUCAUAUUA
Messenger RNA from Colias croceus (clouded yellow), 3559 nucleotides. Its product is annotated as piggyBac transposable element-derived protein 4-like. Bases 177 to 2762 code for a protein of 861 amino acids. The transcript is spliced from 6 exons. The record is from RefSeq and is a predicted model, not a curated record. Lineage: Eukaryota; Metazoa; Arthropoda; Insecta; Lepidoptera; Pieridae.